AUGGACACAAGAGCCUCCCUCUCCAUUCUGCUGCUGCUCUUUGGCGUCUCACAGGCGUCUCCUCUCGAACGUUUUGAAGGAGUGUUUGUGUCAGAGCCGGAAAGUGUGGACAUCACUACAAGGAUUUUGGAGUCCAAUAACGGAUCUUCUGAAGUCUUGAUUGAAGGAGAUCUGGUGUUUCCCAAAACCAGAAAUGCUCUCUCCUGUUUUAACAACAACUGUUUCUGGAAGAAAAACUCUGACAACAUAGUGGAGGUCCCUUACACAGUGAGCAGGGAAUACUCUUCUUAUGAGAAAUCAGUGAUUGCGAACGCCAUGUCCACCUUUCGCUCCAAAACCUGCAUUCGCUUUGUGGCCAGAUCAACUCAGACCGACUAUAUCAGUAUUGAGAACAAAGAUGGGUGCUUUUCUUCUUAUGGUAGAACUGGUGGCAAACAGGUGGUCUCCCUCAGAAGGAAUGACUGUGUGUAUCACGGCCUCGUUCAGCAUGAGCUCAAUCAUGCCCUGGGCUUCUACCACGAGCAAACCAGGAGCGAUCGCGACAAGUAUGUCAUGAUCAACUGGGAGAACAUCUCUCCUGAUAUGGCCCAAAACUUCCAGAAACAAAACACCAACAACCAAAACACUCCAUACGACUACGGCUCCAUCAUGCACUAUGGAAAAACUACCUUCUCAAUCCAACCUGGCCUGGAAACCAUCACACCCAUUCCUGAUGAGACAGUGGAAAUUGGACAGAGCCAGGGAAUGUCCAACACCGACAUCCUGAGGGUCAACAAGCUGUAUGGAUGCUGA
Molecule: messenger RNA, 792 nt
Organism: Sinocyclocheilus grahami
Lineage: Eukaryota; Metazoa; Chordata; Actinopteri; Cypriniformes; Cyprinidae
Product: high choriolytic enzyme 1-like
Exons: 5
Coding region: 1-792 (263 amino acids)
Biological process (GO): proteolysis
Molecular function (GO): metalloendopeptidase activity; zinc ion binding
Source: RefSeq, a predicted model, not a curated record